AUGAGUUCUUCGCUAGCAGCACUCUGUAGAAAACGUAACACUCUAAACAGUGUUCCAGUCAGCCUGAUGCUUGGUCACCGAAUGGUGUUUAACAAACUGAUUGUUGACGUUCAGUCAGUCCGGAGAGUGUCAAUCAAGAGUCUCUCCAAUGUAAUCAGCCUGGAACCCGCAGUAUUUGAUAGUAUUUGAUUUUUACUUUGCUCUCGAUCUUUUAUGGUGGUCGACCCUCCUAGCGUUGUGAUCAGUUUGUGAGUAACAGCCCUGUUGUAGGGUUCUACGAGUAGAGUUGCUGUCCACGUAACAGUUCAACAGUAAAUGUCUGUAGCGUGAGGUCUAGCGUUCCUCUAAACAUUUUGUCUCGCAAAUCCACUGAUUUGUGAUUUGCUUUAAAAAAACAAACGUUGUGUUAAAAAAACUUUUUGUCUCUAAGGCAUUAAGAAGUGUCAAAGUAGCUGUGAAUGUCUGAUCAAAGCGGUGAGUAUAGUUGCUCCUUUGUCAUAGCUACUUCCGGGCCUAGGAAAGGUUGACCUUGUAGGGUUGUAAGAUAUGCGUUAUGUUGUUCCUCCUUCGGAGUCGAAGAAGACCAUGACAUCCCCAGCUGUUCCUGGAGUUGGUGUGUCCGAAGGUGGCUGGUGGGGCCAAUCGGGGUAUGGAUCCUUCUGGUUUGCUGGUUGAUUGCAGCUCUGGCCUUGCACAUCUCGUGUUUCUUUUCUGCGGCAUCAGUUCUGUUAUCUUUGGCUGCAUGGGCUCCGCUACGAAUGCGGUUGCGCCAGAUUGGACGGUCGGCAGGAAGGUUCUCCUAGGUCUGACUGUCUAUUGAGAAAUCUAUCGGAGAGACCUUGAGGCUGUCUUUGAAUUGCUUGCCUUUGGCAAGCGAUGACCUGACCUGUGAUUGAUCCUUUUACCAGCGUCGCGAUCUCUAAAAGCACCUUUCAGCAUAGCAGAGGACAUCAAGCUUAAAAAUGUAGGGGCAAGGACACAGCCUUGCUUGCGCCGUUGGAGACUGGGAAAGAAUCUGACAGUUCAUCAUCAUCAAGGACUUGGGCUUGCAUGCCCUCCAGGAACUGGCGAAGGAGAGUGAUGAAUUUGUGUGGCAGCCAAACUUGCUCAUGGUUUUGCACAAUCCGUCUCUGCUGACUGUGUCGAAUGCCUUAGGGAGAUCCACAAAGGUGGUGUAGAGGUCGCGGUGCUGUUCCAAAAACUUUCCUUGCAGCUUGCAGGUGGCAACUAUCAUGUCGACUGUUCCUUGACCUGCAUGGAAACGCACGGGUUGAUUUCCAGUGUCACAUAACUUUUACGUGCAUACGUGCGUAAAAUUUAUGUUCGCAAAUACAGAGGCAAUGCAUGAAAGGUCACUUGUAAGCGUAGAAGUUGAACCUUGUUCAACUUCUCGUUUAAACUCAGCACUUUUUAUCUUGCCUCUAUUUUAUCUACGUGAUUAACAUUUACGUGCGUUAACGUGCAGAGCCAAAAAUGCGUCAGUGGAAAGAAACCCCUAAGGAGGAGACCUUGCUCCAGAUGGUGGAGGAGGCUGUUGAGCAGCACGCGGGCUAAGACCUACCCAGCAGUAGAGAGAAAGGAGAUUACACCAUGAUUGUUGCAGGAAUGCUGGUUUCCUUUGCACUUGUAGAUGUGGACGAUUGUGGCGUCUCUGAACUCUUCUAUAAACACAAAGAAGUGCUGAGGCAAGGGAAGGCGCUCCAUAAUGCAGACUGUAAAAGGUGAAACUUAAGAGUGGAGUUUGAAAUUUUGUUUUCAACCUGAGGCCGAUUAAUACACCAGGGAAGGGAUGGAAAGUGUUUCACCUUCAAAGACACUGGCUCGUACAACUGUAGUUAUCAGAUAUCUGUGACAACUUGAUAGCAUCCAUUAAGCUUCCAGUAGACCAUAAUUCGUCUGUUUGUUUGUAAUCCAGCUUAGUUCUGGUAACAAAGUCGAUGGAAGCCAUCUGUAUAUAGAAUACGCAAUACUCUGAGCAGGGUCCCAGUCAGUGUGAUUGUUCAUUGUAAAUGGUAUUGACUAUUCAGCAAUGACUGAUUCUUGGCAUGGCAAUUCCUUGAUGCCGGUUUGUGCUUGCAUUGUGGUUGUAUUAAUCUCUUCAAAGCUCGCGUAGUCAUUCCUUUAUGAUUAUUAUACUUCCGUGUUGAAGAUGAGAGAUAAGGUAGUCGGUGGCUAGGCCUCAGUUGGAGUCAUUUUCGGUAGCAGUAAGAUGAAGUAAUUGUCCGUACGAUCAGGUGGAGUCAUUUUCGGUAACAUUUGGAUGGAACAAUCACAGGCGCGAGUAGAGUCGGGUAAUCUUCGGCAGUAGUCAGAUGGAGUGAUUGCCGGCACGAGUGGGGUCGAGUAAUUUUAGCAAGACAUAGUUUGGAGUCGUUCCGGGUCCAAGAAAGGUAUUUUACUACACACUUUUGUGCACGAUCUAUUCAAAUACGAUGUUUGGCUUUCAACGUCCAUCUCGUCUUUCUGUACAGUGGAGGAAAUGUUGUCAACGCAGCGUACGAAGCAGAGAGUUAAUUGUUAUCAAAUGCUUGUUCCUCGAUGCUUUGAACUACGAUGAAAUGUAGAGCGGGCCCUGUUAAAACAGUAUUUAACUUCAGAACAUUGCAGUGACAAGAAACAAUUUGGAUACCAAUUGAAUGAAACUGUAGGCCGCAUUUCUAUGGGAGGAAGGUUGUCUUUCUAUGAUAGUCCAUAAAAUGUGGUGGAUGGCUGCGUAACACUACGCUGACCUGAGGUUGUUGAAACGUGGAAGCUUGCAUCAAAUCUCUUCAGAGUAUUGGUCGGUUCUCGAUAACAUUUUUCAUCGUUUGUUUGUUUGUCGAUUUUGCGGGCGACACGGAUCUACAGGCGCCGUUCCGUAAUGAUCAGCACUCUUUGUCUGCUCUCGCCGUCUCAGAGGUAUAUGCAGAACUACUUGUUUGCCUUUGAUAACUUCCCGUCCUGUAGUAAAGUAGAUUCUUGUGCACUCAUGACGCUUUCCUUUGUCCAAUAUGACAACUUGUUUAGACAAGACUGAACCCUUGGUUUCAACCCUAAGCACAAUAGCUUCGGUCGGAACUCGUAUAGGACCGGCUGGGUGUGUCUGAGUGCUUCAAUCCGUAAGAGUAAGAUAGAAUAGGGUUCAGUAGAGUUCAGUCUCUUUUCGUCUAAGGAAUAGGAAGAAAUAUUCCUAGUCAUUUAGAGCCUUUUAGCGUUUCUGUGUGGGGGUGUUGCAGUCGUGUCAUCUUCAGAAAGUUUCAGUUCGAAAUUGUUCAGCUGUCUCACUAGCGCGUAUGGGACUGUAAACGUCAGUAUUGCGUGAAGUAAGGUAGUACGAAAUAACUAUUUGAGCUUGCCGAGUCCCUGUGGUCACUUGCUCUUGUAAUUUCAAGUCUGGUAUGACGGUAUUCAGUAGGAGCUUGGGUUAUCGUCUGCAGAUGGCUUCAAUUGACUUGAUUACUAAGAACUGAAUGACUUCUCUUGUGAUUGACGCAGACUUAAGUCCAAGUCCGGCCGGAUCGAGACUAAGAUCAUUGCAGUUCAGUGUUGCCGAGUCGUCUUUGCCAUUUGUUAUUGUUAGCUGUUGAGUCUCCUAUGACGAUAGUCAAUCGGUCGUCUGCAGAUGGCUUCACUCUACCUAAUAAUUAGGAACGUUAUGACCUCUCUUGUGAUUGACAUAUUCUAACGUCCAAGUUCGGAUGAAUGGAGACCGAGAUAAUAACAGUUCAGUCGUUUUAGUUUCAUUUGUUAACUGUUAUACACGUAGUUACGUUACCCGGUUGUUUGCUCCGUCUUGGGAGUAACCAUAAUAACAGUAAAAGAAUUCAAACCAAAAGAGAAGGCAUAGAGACCUUCAAUGAUUGUUCAGUUAGGUAGUCUUCAAUAAAACUGAUAGAACAACAACAACAAAUGAGUAGAAGUCAGACAUCGGAGUCAACGUGAAUAGCUUAUCUUCAGUUGACGAUAAAAAGGACCUGUUUGAAGUAGUUGGAAUAUGAUCACCAGCACAAUUGUAGUUCUGGAAAGGACUAUUGUUGACAGUGAUGUUUUGUCAGACUGCGGGAGACGUCAGGCGGACUCAAAGUGAAUAGCGUGCAGUCAGUUGAUUUUAAAAAGGAUCUUUUCUGAAUGAAAUAUGAUUGUACCCGUUGGUGACUGACUGAUUCUAGCCCUGAAUAGGUCUGUUGCUAACAUUGUCUCGUCAUUGGUCAUCAGUGAAGUGGGUGCGAUAUGAUCAGCUGACAAAUUCUCAUAUUCAACAUACUUCAAACUCAAUUUUUUCGUCUUCAAUGAAGUUCAUUUCGUCGAGUGUGAUUGGUAACCACUAUUGCUAAGCUUUUACUGACCGACCACUAGUACCCAUUCAGACCAUCUUAGCUUCUUUUUUUGUUUUAAAGGUAAUUUUUUAACAACUAAAUUCACUACCUAUGCUUUGAGCUGGUUCCUCCAAGUCUUCCUUGUGAUCUUGAUCCGAAGUGAUUUCCCUUGGUUUCCUUUGCAAUCCAUGAUCUCCUUCCCAUGACUUCCUUGAUCCAGUCUACAUCAAAGCAUUUACAUUGCUCAUCUUUCUGCCAAAAAAUGAGAAUGACUAAGUACUUAACCCUUCCACCUCUAAAGUGGCACAAAUCAUGAUUUAACAAAAUUUCCAGACUUCGCUUAAAAAAAAACCCUGAAACACACAUCUAAUAACCAAGAGGUUUCAUUUGAAUUAUCACAACAUGGGAUUUCGUCCGCAGACUCUAAAGUAAGAACCACAUUGCAAAAACUCCAUCAUGUACCCUGGGAGUGAAAGAUUUGCACGAUUUUCUAGGGUAUCAAUUAUUGAAGCAAACGUUCAAAAAUGGCAAUGAAAGUAGUGGGGACUCUAAUUUUUUGCAUCUGAAAAAGCCAAUCAUGUUAUUAUUUGAUUAAUGACAUCGAACCUUUUUAAAAUAGACACUAAGUCUCACAGGAGACUGGUGUUCAAGUCGCACAGGUGUGCAUAAAACAGAAGUGAGGAUCUGAGACCAAAAGAACUGUCCAUAACACACAGGUUUCUGUAAUAAAGAGAUCAUACCAAGUGUUCUUGUUAUUGUUUGAUUUCUACCUGAGUUCUAAAAAUGUGGAUCAUUUUACGUUUCUGGGAAACUGCCCACCUACCUCUCCCCUAAGCCAGCAUCAACACUUACUUCACCUUACCUACUUCUUACUUACGGCAAAACGUUAGCUUAGUGGAGGGGUAAAAACGUAUAAUAAUCCAUAACUGUGAGACUUUUCCAACAAAGAUCAAAAUUAAUUUAAUUGAAACUCUCAAAAUGAUCAUUGUGUCAGUGUAUUCAUGGCAGUUCAUUGCCUGAAAAAAUGCAAACAGAGUUAACUUACCAUGUUCAAAAAAAUAUCAUCCUGUUAAGAGUGUUUUUCGCCGUUGUUUGUCAUCCUCCACCCUUUUCCAUUGACUUUCAUCUCUGACAUUCCUCUGAAGAGAGAAAAGAACUGUGUUUAGAGCAUUCAAUGAGGACUUUGUACCAAAGUCUUGAAAAAAUUGCAAUUAGGUUUCCUUAUCAUUCAAGCCGGGUUCAAUUGCAUCCUGCUAGACCAAAGCUAAGUCAAGCUCGAUCGAGACCAGGAUUAUUCAAGAGUUCAGUGUUGUACUGUAGGAUUUCUCUCGAGUUGCUUUCAUAACUGGUACAAUGAGUUGUUAUUUCGAUCAUUCAAGUACAUGUUAUAAUAUACCGGUAGUAAAUGGUUUGAACCCUAGAGUCACGUCUUAAAGACGUUUAAGGAUCAUUCAGUGAGUUGGUCUUGAAUAGGACUGAUAGUAUGAAAGUUAUCGUAACAUGCCGAAGUCAGACAUCAGGGUUCAAGUGAAGAGCAUAUCCUCAGUGGAUGGCGUAAAGGAUCUGUUUGAAGAAGUUGGAGUUACAAUGAUUGUCCAGGUGGUUGUACUCCAGAAUAGAGCUGUAGUCAUUAGUGACUUAUGUUUCAACGAAAUUUCCCAAAACCAUCAAGUCAGUCAAAGUGAGUUUGUGGUCAUCUUUCAAAUUCAUGGUGUCAGUAAAACUCUACUUAUUCACCUAACGGGUCAAUUAGUCAUGAUUUUAAUGGUUGCCUGUAAGUUAAGCCAUAGUAUUAUCGGCUGUUGAUAAAAUUGCCAGGCGAGUGAUGGGUUGCGAUCCUUCUUUGUCACUGUAAUAUCAGUACUUACUUGAAACGCAGGUUUCUCUACCUUAGACAAAGUACACUGGGAUUGUCUAGGAAUUAGUAGCUGCUGUAACAAAGUUUUUACUGACCAAAUCCUGCGCCCAUUUUAACAUUUUUUUUGUUGCUAAAAGUAAAUUUUCAACAACUAAACUUCUGCUACCUGUGCUUUGAGUCCUUUUCCUUUGAGUCUUCCUUGUGAUCUUGAAAAGAAGUGAACUUCUGUGAACUCUUCACGUCUUAUUUACAUAGCUUCCUUGAUUCAGUCUACAAUCAGAGCAACAACCAACAUCACUUGAUCACCAUAAUGCACUUCAAACAGAUCCUUUAUGCCAUCAACUGAAUGAAAUCAAGGAAAAGAAAAAGACUCAGUACUAAACCCUUUUUGGGAGGCAUGAGGCCAAGCAGUUAACACCUCGAACUCCAGAUCUGGAAAACUGGGGUUUAAGCCACCCAGGUGUAUAAAAGGAUACCAGCAACAUAAGGCUGGGGGUAACCCUGUAAUGGACUAGCAUCCCCUCCAGGGGAAAGUAGCAAUACUCCUACACACGCUUCAUGCUAACAAAAUCGGGAUAAGCUCCCGCCAUUUGAGCCUUUGGCUCAAGUGCGCCUUUACCUUACUAAACCCUUUCACUUCAAAAAGAAGUCAAAAUUCAAGGUCCAACUGACGUCCAACCCAUUACCAUAUAUAUACCGUUUUUCAAGAAAAGGGUACCCCUUUCAUAAACCCUCUACUGACAAAUGGUACCCCUUUCGCAUACCUUGUUUAUAACUUUGCAUCCCUUUUAACUGCGGUAAAUGCACUGUCUUAAAUAGGAAUCAAUGACAAAAAUAGAACCUUUUUGAAGCCAUAAGAUCCGUCUGUUAUUUGGGCCCUUUUACAGACCCAAAAGAAAGAUUUCACUACCCUUUUAUAUACUUCAGCUAGUGAAAUCCCUACCCCUUCAUAUACCUGAAGCCUGAAAAAGGUACCCCUUUUGAGCGCGACCUCCCAGGUGGUGUGUUUCGAUCAGUCUGUUAACAUCGUAAUUAUUGGUUCCCGCAUUGUUGACAAGAUCUGUGAUUGGUCGAUCAAAUCCUCUUGUCAUUCGUCAUCAGUGAAAUGAGUGUGAUGUGAUUGGCUGACAUCGUCAUAUUCAACAUACUUCAAACUCAAAUUUUUUUUGCCUUCAAUGAAGUUCCUUUGGUCACGUGUGAUUGGUAACCGCUAUUGCUAGGCUUUUACUGACCGGCCUCUAGCACCCAUUCUGACCAUCCUGGCUUCUUUUUGUUGUUAAGUUAAUUUUUUAACAACUAAAAUUGUACCUCGGCUUUGAGCUAGUUCCUCAAUUCUUCCACCUCCAAAAGUGGCACAAAUCGAAAUUUAACAAAAUUUCCAGACUUCAUUUUGUUAGAAAGACCUGAAAAACAAAUAAACAUACCACAUCAGACAUCGGACAUCAAACGUCUGACAUACCACAUCAGACAUCGAACAUCAGACAUCAGACGUCUGA
This is a messenger RNA of Porites lobata, 7649 nucleotides long. The record is from the annotation of a GenBank genome assembly. NCBI's taxonomy places the organism in Eukaryota, Metazoa, Cnidaria, Anthozoa, Scleractinia, Poritidae.